AUGAUACCUUGCAUUCGCAUUCAUAUUGCUAUUCUCGUAUGUGACACGCCUAUCCAGCCUGUCCUGAAGAAGUAUGGCGACUACUUCGCAAUAUUCCAGGAUAUUCUGAGGCAAGGCUUCAAGGACUUGGAAAGAUCUGAGAAGCUUAAAGAUAUUACCGUGGAGUUUAGUGAAUAUCACAUGAUGGGUAAUAACCGAUUUCCUGAUCUACAGGAUGUCGACGCUAUUCUUCUGACUGGAAGCAAGCACGAUGCCUGGGCUGACGAUCAGUGGAUCUGUGACCUCACAAGCAACGUUCGUGAGGCCGUUUUAACACACAAGAAGCCCGUAGUUGGGAUUUGCUUCGGACAUCAGAUCCUUGCUCGGGCACUCGGAGCCCAACUUGGCAGAAACGAAGCUGGAUGGGAGGUUUCUGUCGAGAAGCUCACCCUGACUGAGGCCGGGAAGAAACUGUUUGGAAAGGAUACACUGAGCAUUCAACAAAUGCACCGCGAUAUUGUCUUUAAACCCCCAGUCAAUUGCACGAAUCUCGCUACAAGUCCAAAAUGUGAAGUUCAGGGUCUUUACUUGCCCAAGCGAGUGCUGUCAGUUCAAGGACACCCGGAAUUUAACGAAGGUAUCAUGGCAUGUCUACUCGAAGCCAGGCACGAGAAUGGGACAUUUGGUGAUGAACUGUACAAUGAUGGUUUGUCCCGAGUGGGUGACUCACAUGAUGGGUGGUUGAUAGCAAAGGUGAUUGCAAGAUUCAUACUGGAUGGGAAAUUGAAGUAG
Penicillium vulpinum is the source of this 771-nucleotide messenger RNA. RefSeq names its product type 1 glutamine amidotransferase. The record is from RefSeq and is a predicted model, not a curated record. The transcript has 3 exons. Gene Ontology annotation, cellular component: cytosol; nucleus. The coding region runs from base 1 to 771 and encodes 256 amino acids. Lineage: Eukaryota; Fungi; Ascomycota; Eurotiomycetes; Eurotiales; Aspergillaceae.